AUGGUAGCUUCGCAACGAAGAGGCUGGACUUUUGGAACAGACUUUGAUAGCACCUUCCUUAAAUCAUCCAAUCCAACUUGCUGGCGCGACUUCCUCUUCCAAAGUAAGAAGAUGCCACAGGCUCUAAUAGCACCGGCGCCUACAACGUCGCUAACAACACCGCCCGCAAUUGUACCAGGAGAGGUCGACAAGCCGGAACUGUCAGAACUGGAUUCGAUUGACUUUGCAGUGCUCAUUCCCGCAGCCAUAGAUCUCUUGGAAGUCCCUACUAGCCCAGAUCCCACGCUGAUGCUAGCUAUGAUGAUCUCGACAGCAUAUUUAGGGCUAUAG
Molecule: messenger RNA, 330 nt
Organism: Penicillium robsamsonii
Lineage: Eukaryota; Fungi; Ascomycota; Eurotiomycetes; Eurotiales; Aspergillaceae
Exons: 1
Coding region: 1-330 (109 amino acids)
Source: RefSeq, a predicted model, not a curated record